AUGGCACCCGUAGGCGCAGUGCAGGCACUCGCCAUUUCUUUGGGCUCUAUAGGGGGGAUUCUCUUAUCUUGGGGUGUGUUCGUUCUAGUCCUGGAGUACAGAUCGCGCAGAAAGCUAAGGAGAUUGGCAGAGACCAAUGUUGUCCCCAACGAAACACCCGGUGUCGAGGACGGACUUUUGAGAGGUUUUGAUCAAGCGCCAGGUGCCAUUACAACAAUCGAGCGUCGAGCAUCCACCCUAUCGGACAUACCACCAGAGCUACUCGCGGAAUCCCAACCCACAGAGCUGGUGCAGCGCAUGCGGGAGGUGCAAACACUGAUGCUCGAGAUCCACAGACUCCAGACGGAUCCGCAAUCGCUCAGCAAGCAAGUCGCGAAUCGCGAACGCAUCCAGGAGAUGCAACGUCGCAUAGACACUCUUAGCGACCCCUCCUCUCCGCCUGAUCCAUCUAUCAUGUCUCCUCCGCCCAAUACGAGCCUGGCAAGUUCUCGAGCUCCACCUCUUCCACCCGCCACUACUCGUCCAACUCCUCCUAAACUUCCGCCGUCUUUAUCUCGUCCGAAUCCUACACCGAUACCACCCACUUGGGCUCAUUCCACUCCAAGAAGUCCUCUGGUGCGCGCACAGUCAGCUCGCAGUCGACCGCCCAGCUACACGAGUAGACUGGAUCCAUAG
Cyclocybe aegerita is the source of this 675-nucleotide messenger RNA. NCBI's taxonomy places the organism in Eukaryota, Fungi, Basidiomycota, Agaricomycetes, Agaricales, Hemipholiotaceae. The record is from the annotation of a GenBank genome assembly.